Molecule: messenger RNA, 17113 nt
Organism: Caenorhabditis auriculariae
Lineage: Eukaryota; Metazoa; Nematoda; Chromadorea; Rhabditida; Rhabditidae
Source: the annotation of a GenBank genome assembly
AUGUACAGAGGUUAGUUCAAAAUUAACGAUUUAAAGUAACUAAUUAUUCAAUACAGGUUUUUUUUAAAAAGGUUUGACAUAAUUUUGCUCACCACAUAAGUUUAGAUUCAAUCUUUGUACGAAGAUUUUAUUAAAAAAUUGGACGGUGGAAAUUUUUUGGCAUUCUGGAAUUCCCAGGGUAUCAAUUUCCCUUUUCUGAAUGCCUCUUUCGAAACGACUUUUUUUUUCGAAAAACCUUAGAUUUGUGCUUUUCAAACUUCUUCAACACUCGGGUUUCAGUCAUCGAUCGUAUUCUGAUAGCAGAUGGUCAGGCUUCAUCUCACAUCACCGGUCUCAACUUGUCGCGCGAACUAUGCAUCUGGAUUGAAUGGAUGGUGAGAAAUUUUCCAGUUUCACAAAAAGUUUCGGUUUUUCAGAUUCAUGGGUUUCCUUGGUUGGUCACCAGUUUUCUUUUACUUAUUGCAUCAUACGGCAGAAACUGGUCCGAAAAGGCUCAAUACGGUUUUUAUGGUCCUAAUUUUUAGGUUUGUAACUACUGAAAAAAAUAAAAAAAUUGGCAUUUAAAAAAAUAUCUGCUGAUUUUUUUCCGAGCAGAUAAUCGUUAACAUUAAACUGUGUAAAAAGAUUCCUAAAACUCUUAAGAGCUUGUUUGAUUGGAGUUCAAUACCCUAAUGAUCAGCUAAAAUCCAUGUUUUUUAAAAUCAAAAACACUUCCUUAAACAAAAACAUGACCUAGUAGUUCCCAGUUUAUUCCGAUGAACACAAAAAAUCCUGAUUUUAUUCAGAAACUGAAAUCACUUUUUCAGGGCUCUUGUUUGACAUAAUUUUCGUCGGAAUCAUCAAAGGCACAUUUCAACGCAGAAGGCCUGUGAAUCCGCAAGAUCAUGUAGGCUUUUGAAUUAUUGGUAUCAAAAUGCGAACACGAAAACGCGUUGGAGUCGGUGAACCAUUUUUUGAGUUUUUCCUUUUGUUUUCCUUCAAACUCUUGUAGAUUAACGUCAUUCACAAAUAUCAUUUUUUAGAAAGUAAUAUUGAACGUUAAGUUUCAAUCAAUUGAAAGCAAACAUUAUCUCAAAAAAACAUUCAAGAAAACUCUUUAUUAAAGCUAGCGAUAAAAAGACUAAACUUUAAAAAUUGGUUUUUUCCAGCUGCUCGAGUACACUUUUGAUAUUUUUUCCUUUCCAUCGGGUCACACAUCACGAGCUUUUAUGCUUGCCACAUUUCUGUGAGUUCCUUUCAAUUUUUGCGUGAUUUCUCAAUGUUUGACUUUCAGACACCAUUUUUCUCCGCCUUCGUUCUAUUUAUUGUGCUGGAUUCCAUUAGUCGUGGCUUUUUCUCGGGUUGCUCUUGGACGACAUUUUAUAACGGAUGUCGUCGCCGGUAUUGAAACUAUUUUCUUUGCAAAAUAAUUCCGGAUUUUUUGAGGUGUGGUUAUCGGAAUCGUGGAAGGAAAGCUGUUUCUACUGCUCCCGUUGUCGCUGAAUACGUGGUUCAAGGAAGUCCUGAAGUGAUAAUAUGAUGAAAUUCGAACUGAAACGUGUAUAUUUAUUUGAAUAAAUUUUAUAUGGCCCUUCACAUGUAUUUGGACUACUGCGUAACUUUCGCUGGAAUAUUUAAAUUUUCGAAUUAUUAAUGCAAUUUCCGCAAUUCGAAAAAUUGACGCAUUACUUGUUUGGAACAAUUCUGCAAAAUACCGAAAUUGGAUUUCAAUAGAAAAAUGAGUCAAUACUAAAAUCGGGCCCUACAACGAUAUAUUGUGACAAGUAAAUUAACAGUGACUUUUGGGUGUGAAUAUGAAAUUUUCGUUAAACAGCCAAAUAAAAGUUUGUAGUUUCAGCAUAAAGAUCACUACCUAAAAAGUCGGAUCAAAAUUUAUAGCGGCUCCUAAUUUUAAAUAUUUCAAAACAGAUAACGCGUCAAUUUUAAAAUCGCCACAAUUACUCUGAACAUGCCUGAAAAAAAUUUUUUUCAUAUUUUUUUAAUGUUUGAAAAAAAGACUGUUAUUUUUAUCUGGAUCAUUGAAUGUCUUUGGAAAGUGGGCCAAGUACUUUCAGAAAUAACCUAUAUUAAUUUUUCAUAGUUACAUCACCUUUUUUUCAAAGAAAAAAACUUUUUAAGGAAGUUUUUUUCCAAGUAUUUACAAAGAUUACUGAAACUGAAAGUUCCGAUCUCUGAGUAAAACAGAUUCAGAGGAUAUUUUUGAUAACUACAUAAAGUGUAGAGGUUGACAAUUGAAAUCUCAGAAGAAUUAACAAAUUCCAAAUACAAUGAAGUGAAGGUUUUCAAAAAAUAGAAAAAAAAAUGAAAAUGUUUUACGAUUUUUCAAAGUUUUCUUAUCUCGAAGUAAUUCGAACUUUUCAGGAAAUGAUUGAUCUAAUUGACAACCUGAUAAAAUCUAUGCUACCUGAAAAUUUCUUUCUAUGCGGUAUUUCCACACAUCCUGAUUUGUGUACUCGUCGCCACGCUCAUAAAUUUUGGUUAUCUCAAAUGGGCGCAUUAUCCUUCUCUUGAACGACUUGUAAGUUUUUGUUAUGAAUUGUCCAAAUAUUUUUGUGAAAAGCGGCCGGUAAAAGUGUUGAUUAAACGUUUGCACAUAGUAUUUUUUUGCGAAAAAAAUAUUUUUCUUUGAUACUUGAAAGAUGGCUGAGCUCAUUUUUUUAGAUCUUUUUUUGAGUUUCGAGAAAAAAACUUCAUCAAAAGUCGGCAAUUCACAAUUGAAAAAUUAAAAAAAUGCCACGAAAAUUUGAUAAAAAUAUUCCAGAUCAAAUCGAGGCCUACUUUUUCGAUUUUUCGAAGUUCGCACUCAUGAAAGAAAACUUCUCUAACAACUUCUUCGAGAAAUAUCUUACCGAGUUUGUUCUUAUUUAAAGUUGCAAUGAACUUUUUGUAUUUCAGUAAAAAAAUGUGAAAAAAACAGAGUUGAUGGACAACUGGAGACAGAGGCACUCAAAAAACAAUUGGAAAAGCUCUGCCAGGAAUACAUCUCUUAUGAUUUUCUGUACAAUGAGGUUACAUUUCUUUUUAUUUUUUUUCUGUUUAUAAUAAAGUUUGAAAACUUGACAAAAAGUGUUCCGGUUCAGCUGAGAUUAAAGUAACUUUUAAAUUUAGCUCAUUCGAAAAAAACUAGUUGUUUGUACAAUAAAAACUGCUAAUUCAAGGAAACUAUUUGCGGAAGGGCUUUGACAAUAUCGUGAAUUCAAGGUCAAACUCUUGGCUUCUACUCCUUACGAUCCAACGAAUGAAGAGCACCAAGAUCUUCUGGAAGAGCUCUGGGAUCACGCCUUCCCGGAAAAAAUUCUUAUGGACCUCAAGUGUGAAGAAUGGAAAGACAUUGGCUUCCAGGUGUUAAAACUUAAUCUCAUCUCAAGAUCAAAAGGGUAUUUUAGGGUUUUGACCCCAGUACUGACUUCAGAAGUGCUGGAAUACUUGCUGUCCACCAAUUGAACUACUUUGGAGCUAAUUAUGCAACGGAGUUCCAGGAAAUGAUUCAGUACUGCGACUCUCUCAAACGGUUCCCUAUGGCUUUGACAGGUUAUUUUUUUCAUAUAACUUCGAAACUUUGCCAGAAAAAAAUAGUAAAAAAACCAAAUCAUAACAAAGAACCCAAAAAAAUCUUGAAAAAACAGAUAUUCAUAACAAUGGUUCCCAGCAAUGAAAAAUCACAUUUUUUCUGAUCACCAAACUUUUUAAACGCUUCAAAUAAUUAAAUUGAAUGUAAUAAGGAAAAAUUUUUCACUGCAGUCACUUUUGAAAGAAUCUUUUAAGUUGGAAAUCCUCGUUUUGCAUCUGGAAACCAACCUUGUAAACUUUCAAAAAAAUACAGCUUUAACAAAUUAAAUCAUAACAAUUAAAAAAAUAUUUCAGCACAUUUUUUUCAGGCAUCCAUCUUUCUGUUUACGGCUUGGAGCUGCUCCGCGACAAUUUGCUGAAGCCACACUUCUUCAACAAUUCUGAAGGCGCCAUGCUCACAAUGAAGGAUUUCAACGAAGCCUACGGUAUCAAUCAGACACUUGCCAAGAACUAAAUGUAAUCUUGCAGUCCUCAUGUUCAAGCAAUUCAAACAGUGCUGGGAGUUCAAAAAGCCAGCAAACAUUAUGGAUUUCCGCCGCGUCUGGUUUCACUUCACCAAAACCCUUGAGAAAAAUUUGCCCGAAGAAGGAGGAUCUCUGAAAAAUGACUUUUUCAAAGAGAAACCCUCUUUCCGGUUUUUCUAUCUACUUUUUGAUACACCCAGUAUUCAAGAUCUCGAAACCUUCUCACAUAGUGAUUUUUGUACAUUACCUCAUUAAACUUACAUUCCUUCAUUCAUUCAAAAAAAUAUUUCUCCUUCUGAUGCAUAAUUCAAAAGCAUAAUCAACAGAAAACCGCCAAUGACCCGAUAACAUAAUCAUUUUUGACUUAAGGAUUUUCCAUAUGUUGCAAAGCAUGAAAACAGAGAAUCAUUUUGUUCAUAGUGUUUAUUCCUCAGUUUUCUAUUCGUGUAGAGUAAAAUAUUUUUUUCAUUUCUUUAUGACAUCUCCAAAAAAACCAAAAAAAAUCACUAUUAAACGUCAUUUCUACGAUUUUUCUGUUAGUUUUAUCCAACUUUAUUUGUUUUGCGUUAUCCUGUUUUUGAACGUACUGCUUUUUUUAUGAACAAUAAAGUUGAAAAAAAUUUAAUUUUUGAAAAAAAUAUUGUUUUUUUAUUCAACUCGUACCUCUAGUUUUUUUACUUAGCAAAAAUUAUGCCCAAACUCAUUAAUGUUUUUGCUUUAGCCUGUGAAAAGUUGAAAAUUUCUACUUUUAGAAAAAUUUUAAUUUGUGUCUACUUUGAAAGUAGUUUUUAAUACAUGUUACAAAGAUUCGAUAUCUUCUUUUUUUCAAUUUCCAAGCACCUAGUAUAAGACAUGAAACUUUGAGAUGGCCCUGGCGAGCUUGACUCCGGCGGCCGUUGCCGAAGAGGUUGAUCUACUUCGGCACUCGCCUGUCAGAUAUUUGGGUUCUUUUUUCGAAAGUUAUCAUGAGAAUAGGUAUAAACUUUUCAGGUUACGCAAACGAAGUCGGAGAAUCUUUCCGCGUAUUGAUCCGUCCGCUGUUUGUAAAACUGUCAUAUGGAAUCGCGUUUGGAUACGUUGGAGCUGACGCUAUUCACAAAGCUUUUAGAGAAAAUUCUGUAAGUUUUUAGAAAAAAAAAGUGUGGGAGAGAUUGUCAGAAGCUCAUCUUCAAAAACUGUCUUUUAAAGGAAUUAUCCAUGAAAAUCUUCAGUGCAUUACUAAAAAAAAUACAGAAACCAAUUCGGUGCAAAAAUUUGUGAAAAAAAAAACCGGAAAAAGUCAAAUUUACCAUAUCAAUUAUUCUUAAAUAACUUCAGAAGCCUCACCUCAACACCGAAACGCGAUUGAAAAGCGUCGGUAUCGCUUCUGGCGACACACUCCUUUGGCAGGUACUACAUCUUCUCGAUCGCCCAUCACUUUUUUCAGACUUUUGCUUCCGUCGCAAUCCCUGGAAUGGUCAUCAACAGAACUUGUCACCUUGCGAAUCUUCUUCUCGAAAAGUCAGUUGGCUUGAAUUUUAAUUAAUAAACAUUUUUCUAAUUUUUCUUCGACGCGGCUAUUUUAUUAAUGACAGUGUUUGGAUCUCCGAGCACACUUUAACAGAUUUUUUUGGGAAAACUUGAUUUUUGAACUUGUACAAAUGAUCUUCAACUAGUCAUCAUUUAGUCCUUUAAAACUCAAAAUGAACAAAAAGGCAAUUAAUGAACUUUAUUUUCCUCUCGAAACUUUUUGCGAAAAAUUUCCCGUUCGUUUUCAUUCCAGAUCCAAGAAGCUUCCUGCACCGGCUCGCAAAUGGACAGUGACUUUUAUUGGUCUUUCGACGAUCCCAUUUAUCGUUCAUCCCAUCGACAAACUUGUCGACGUUGCGAUGGACAAUUCUGUCAGGAAAAUCUACCGACCCGAAUAACUUGCGAAAUUUUGAAUAUUAGUUCUGAUUUAUUCCGAAUCGUGUUUAUCAUGUAACCAUUAUAGGAAUGAUCGUGUCAGUUUGUGCUAGUUUUCUAGAAUUUGAUUUGAAUUUUUUUAUAGUUUACUUUUCCCCUGUUCUUAAAAAUCUUAUAGGUUCAAAAAAAUAAUUUCUGUCGUUUUCAAGAAGUUUUUAAAAAGCAAUUGUAGAACUUGAAACUCUUUAUCAUAAAAAAAUAAGUGAGAAAAAUCAGUCUUCUAGCCAGCUCUACCGUUUUUUUAGCCGCAUCGAAAAACCACAGAAUCCUUGUUCAAACAAACUAUCCCUUCUUAUUAUGAAAUAUUCCUAUCGUAGCCAGCUUUAUCAAUAAGUUUUGAAUUUUUUCAUUGCAAUCUGAAUUGACACCGGUGCCAUUAUCUUCCGUUUGCCGGUUAUUUUUAGACAUUCAGGUAAUAAUAAAGCAUUUAGAAGUUGUUUUACUUGUUUUAAUUUGCUAAAAUACGAAACUUUUUGCUAGAAAAAGGAAGAAAAUUUUUCCACCUGACAAGCAAUUUUUCUUCGAGAUUUAUGUUCAGCACUCUGGAAAAACGAAGCGAAAUGGCCGAAUUGUGUGAAUCGCGACGUCGCACAACGGAAGAGGAGACGUCUUUGUCACGUUCCGCUUUUUUUUAUUGAAAUCUGCUGGAGCGCAAAAAAAAAUGCUCACGUUACGAAUAAAAAGAAGCAGAGGAACUUGAAAAAUCAAAGCCUUUUUUCAGAGACUCUCCUUCAGCCAGGAGUUCUGAAGAUUUAAUUUGUAAACGUGGAUAUUGAAAAAACUUUGAAGUUGCAACAAUUGGGCAAAUAAUUGCAAUAAAAUAAAAUCUAAAAUUUUUUUUUUGCUUUGAUUUUUAUGAAAUUUCACCUGAAAUUGAAUAUUUUACACAGUCUUGUUUUUUUAAUAAAAAAAUUUCCAUUUUGCAUGUCUUUAUUUAUCACAAAAAUUUGUAUUUUGAUAUUAUUUCGAAAAUUUGUUAGAUAGAUUGCAGAAUUUAAACAAACAACCGAUGAAUGCCUGUCUUUUAAAGCUCACAUGUGAAAAAAAGAAAUCAUUAAUUUUUUUCCUUCGAGAAUCUUCUUUUUCUCAAACGAUCGUGAAAAAUGGAACGAAAACUCUUUAUUGUAGAAUAAAAAAAUCUUGUCAAAAUCUUUAAGAGUAGUAUUUAAAUUUUUCUGAGCUCUCUUUGCCCCAAGAUUUGGCUCUUUCUGAAGUUCUCGUGAGCCGACUGUGCAAGGGAUUUUUUUUUUAAAACUCAGAAUUUUAUUGGAACAAAUACAGAAAAUAUUGAAGUUCAGAAAAACUUGGCUGCAAUUUUGCGUGUAUAAGACUAAAUUUUUUCAAGCUUCAGAAAUCCUAGAAAGCUGUUUGAGCUUAGACGCUUUCAAACUCUUUCCUGUGUUGUUUUGAAAACACAGGCUCCAGUUACUACGCUUUGUUCGACCCAAAUAACGAGAUCUUACGACAAAGCCAGAAACGCCGUUUUGGGGUGCAUUGAGAAGGAGAAAGUCUCAGUUUGAGCGCUAAUUAUCCCAAAAUGGGAAACAAGCCGCGGCUGUGUUGAGCCGAAAUCAACAAACAAGCGGUUGGGGCUCCGAACUCGACGCAUCCAUCAAAGGAGGCGACUUUUCCGGCCCUCCGCGCCUUCUCUUUUCCCCUCGGGCGGCGUCCUCAUUUCGCCUUGCUUAGUAUGUCGGCGCGAGCUGCGGCUCCACUACGUCGGAGCUCCACACCGACCACCACUACCACCAUAAUUUCUUUCCUUUUUUUUUCUUGUUCCCACGCUGCGCCUAUUCUCACUCUCCGCUUUUUUCUUCUUCUUCCGGCGAUCAUUUUUGCUUUUGGUUUAUGUUUCCAGGCUGUGAGAAGCUUCGAGCAUGAGAACUUCGUUUAGUGUAUAGGAAUAGCGCGGGGAAAGUUCCCAUUAGUAAAAAAAUGUUCGAGUCUUGGCAAGGAUCAGAUUACUCUACAAAGUUUUCAGAAAAGGGAAAUCAAUUUACAACAUCAAAAUUAAGCUCUACAUAUGAUCUUUUUACAGAGUCGAUACCUGGAUGAGAAAUUAAUCAGAAGCUUGAAGUUUGUGGACUAUUUUCAACUCGAAAGCGGAGUAUAAGGCAUUUUUGAGAUUUGAAUCCAGAAAAGUUACAAAGAGAGAAAGAAUAGAAAUCUAUUAUUCUGGAAGCAUCUAAAUCAUGAGACUUAUCAACUGAGCAGAAAGAACGAGUUUUAGGUUAUUUUUCAACUCAUAACCGCUUCAAUUAUUUAGCCAUAUCUAUUUUUUGGCUAUUUUUCAGAUACAAUAUUGAAUGCUAUUGGUCUCUCUCAAUAUUCGAGAGAAAUUAUAUUAUUACGGAAAUAAAUAUUCGAUGUUUGCAGAGAUUCUCGUUUUUCGCAUUUCAGUUGCCUUUUUUAUUUCGUAUAUCUCAACUUUUCCUUUUGUUCACAUCUAUUUUUCCCUUUCUUCAAUCAGUCAGAAUUUCAUUGGUUCAGCUUGUUUUUCACUAGAAAACAUGUGUUGUAGUUGUUUUGACAGCAGCCAUUAUUCCAUUCUUCGACGAAUUCGAAGCCCAUUCCUCGAUAGUCGAACACAAUCCGACAAUUUUCUCCUGCAGCUCACAAAAAGUUUGAAGCUAAUUACUGGGAGCCAAUUAUGUCGACGCGUUUUUUAUGCGUCGUUGGCGUCGACAGCAGCCGUCGGCGUUGCGUGACAAUUUCGAUUAAUGUUCUCAACGCUUCAACCCUGAAUAAUUCAUUAUUUCAUUGCUCCGUCGGCCGAUUGCCAACCCAACAAAAUUCAGCGCCGCUUUUCCUUUUGCUGCGCCUCGUUUCCUAGCCGCCUACUUUUUCAAUUUCGGGUUCGAGAGUGGAAGUUGGAUUUUUUUUUGCUGACGGGGGCUCACAGCAUUGAACUCAGAUGAACGCCGUAUUUUGUGAAAAAAAGUUCGAGAAAACCUUAGAAAUUUCAUACGAUGCAUGUGGGUGUCAUUAUAAAAUACAAAAUCAUACUCGCUUAAAAAUCUUUUCAAUUUUUUCUAAUUGCCCAGCACAACCGCGGAAAAUUGAGGUCUACAAGCCUUGAUGCAAAAAAACUUUUAAUUGCAGGAUUAUUGUGUAAUUUUUCUCAAAUUAAUUGUUCAGUUUCAUCAAAAGGCUCGAAAAUGUUGAACGGGAAAAAAAUAAUUCUUUUGCGCAAUUUUCGUUUACGAUUACUUUUUGUAUAAAUAACUUUAGGCCUUUGAAGAUUGUUUUUUUGAAAAAUUCAGAAACGCAAAAAAACAUUUUAUUUAAAAAACUUUCUCUUUUCAUAAUAUUCCAAAAUAAAGAAAUGAUUGUCUCAAAUAAAUUGACUUCAGAUUGGAGGCUGUUCACAAGUCUUUCUCAAGCACAUCGACGUCAGUUCUUCGGUUGUAGAUGUCACCAAAGUUGCUAGGGCAUGAGACCAAGCAGUGACAGGUGGCUCUGACGAGUCAGAAACCCGAGAGGCUUGGCGUCGGAGGCGAAAAGAAAAUACACGCUUCGCCUAUCCUCCCUCAGGGAAAAGGACCUCUUGGCAUCGAUUGUUCUCCACACUCCUGCACCGCUUGGCAUCGGUACCCCAUUAUUUUGGCUUCUUGUCCUACUCAAUUUUUUUCCAAUUUCUUUUUUUCUAAUUGGCUUUUUCUAUGUUUUGCAACUAAAAAAACUAAAAAAAAAUCGAAAAAAAGUAGAUUUUUGGUAAGCUUUGAAGACUUCAAUGAAUGAGGAUUUCAAAAAUAUAACUGGUUAUGAGGCAGAUUUUUCUGAAUACUCGCUUUGCAUCCGCCAAAUUUAAGAGCAUAAAUCAACAACAAACGUGACCAUUGUUGCAAAUGCUACUUCCUGCAGUGUUCAAUAAUUCCCCAUUAAUUACUCAAGAAAAAGAAGGAACUGGUAGGUCUGAAACUUGCUUUACUACUUUCAGAAGUCGGAAAAUCCCGUUAUAAGUUCGAAUAUUUGAGUCUUAGUCCUAUAUGGUAAAUUUAUUUUUGAAUUCAGUUAAAGGAGUUUAUAAGUUUUACAAAACGUGACCUUUAAUGUUUCUCAAAAUCAGUCUUAGUUUGAAAAGUCUUGUGUUGAAUUCUACACGAUUUUCUCUUAUUUUUCAGCUUCUCAGCUCACGUUUGUUUCAAUUUCCUCCAAAUUACUUCGCCAUUUUCAAAUUUUAUCUCGACCUGUUUUGAAAAGGAAACAGUUCAAAUUUUAGCUGAGUUCUAGAUUUAUUUAAGUUUUCCUACUUAGAACUUAGAACUUGAAACCUCAGAAAGAACCUGAUUCAUGCAAAAAGAGUUGGAGCAAAAGCAAGGAAUUUGAGAUAAUUAGUACUUUCUCGAGUUCUCAAGUAUCCCUAUGUAAUCGUCGGUUUUGUUUUACGCUCCCGUCGGGUCUUGAAUUGCAAUAAAAACCGGCUGCUCUAACGAAUAGUGUAGAAAUUUGAGUGACACCUAAUUUUGGUUUGUCAGAACGCAGAAUCAUAUUGCGCCCAUCGGAACGUCUUCUGAGGAAGAUGGACGCGAGAUGUGAAAUACGACGGCAUCGAGGAGCCGUUGUAUAUCGAUGUGCGGUUGAAAUUCCUUGUCUGAAUUUCUGCUCAAUCUCUUCUAUUAUUCAACGAGAGAAAUUCUUCCGCUUCUAAAUGGAUGUUUACACGAUUUGAUUUAUUCGAUUUCCCCUUCUUUUCUCCUUUUUGUCUUUACUUAAUGAACUUAAUUGAUGAGAUCUGCAGGCCAAUAUAUUUGCUUUGCCGUAGUUUUCGCAAUGAAAGCAAAAAUUUCUGCCGUGAUUCGAAGCUUUUGAAAGCUGAAAAAUUUCAGGCGCAUAAAAUCUCGUUUUCAAAAUUACACUGCAGCUGUUGAUGCUCAUUGAGUGUAUAAAAACAGUGUUUCGUCGGAGAGUCUAUUUCAAAGAGAUGAAGAAGCAAAAAUAUAAUUCUUUUUCCGAUCCAUCCAACUUCUAAAAAAAUCAGCGAAAUUCAAAAAUUUUCACAAAAUGUAAAUUCUUGGAGUUUUUUUGAGUUUUUUUGUGAUCUUAAUUACUUGAGGUUACGACUUACUUACUACAAAACUUUCACGCAUUUUUGAACUUGAAGAAAAGUUAUUCGAAUCAAACUGAAAAAUUCCCAUAGAAAGUAAUUUUGCUCGAAGAACAAAUGGACAAAUUUCUCUCUUGAAAACCCGAAAUCCAACGUGAUUGACUAAACGACCAGAACUCUAAGCACUUGAACGAGUCGGCUAACAACUUCCCGUUCUUUGCCAAAAUCGGUUUAGCCAGACCGGCUUGCUCAAUUAGAGCGUAAUACUACUGGCAAGGUCCCUCUUCCACAACCGUCUCUGUUUGAGAUUUCCUGACACAGAACUGAGGGAUGCCCAGAGUGAGAGCCAAAGUUUAAUUAGGUCAGUGCAACACUGGCCGUCAGCUUGAGGACGACAAGACGAAGGAAAGGAGCUAGUAGUUUUGCGGUGUGUGACACGCGCCUAGGGCCGUCCGUGCAUAAAUUCAGAGGCUGGCAAGAGAGCGUUGCGCCGCCUAUUGAAUUACUCUAGUCCAGGCCUCGGUGGCCAUCCAACUAUCGACCUCCGCCUUUAUCUUCCCUUCAACUUCGGCCCUCUGUCUUUUUUGCUUCGAGUUUUCAGCUUAAGUCCUCCUCAGAUUCCUGUCGGAGCUGUCCUUUCACCGCUGAUUGGUCAGGUGCCGCACAAGGUAUGGCUUCUCCUUGACUACUGUAAACUCCGAACUCUUUUCUCUGCAAAAUUUAGAUCAAUCGUCUUUUGCAAUCUAUAAUUUGCUUGUAUUGAAAACAUGUUUUUUGCUAUUUGGUUGACUUCCACACAUUUUUGAAUGAUUUUUAAUAAUGAGACUAUUAUUUAAAAUAAACAGAUCUAAGUUCAAAGUGACUCUCAGAAAGUAACUUCCCUAGAUUUUUUCAACUUAAAUCUCUGAAGUUUUUUUGAAUAAUCGUAAAAUUUCUUUUUGUUUUGUUUUCUAGUCUGUAGUUUAAUUUUCAAUACUCUUUUGAAUUGCCUGGUUUCCAGUUUUCGUCGUCCUUUUUUCCGUGAAUAAUUCAAUUUUUUUCGUGGAAUAUUUGUUAAUUUUUUUCAAAAUAAUUUCAGGCACGAUGUCCAGUAAGGAACGUGCCGAACCGCAAUGGGUGGCCCCUUCAACGACUCAGGUAUCGCCGCAAGUGCGUGUUUCACUCACCUUUUCCGUCUCUAAUCACUGUGUGUUGUAUCAAAAACGGGUUCGAGCUGGAUUGUUCCGGAAAAAAUGCGUUCUUAAAAUCCGAAAAGUUAAGAAAAUUAAACUUCAAUUUAGUAAGAAGAGCCCCUCAACGUACACUUUUAAAAGUUCUUAUUAGUAAUAUUGAGUAUUGUCCAAUAUACAUUGAAGGAUCCUGGGGUCUCAACUUGCACAUUUUCUUAUUUUUAAAACAUGUGCUCCAAGGAUAUUAAUAUUUUGGGUAACUAUCAAUUUCAUGCGUUAAAUGGGACAACAGUUACAGUCAUGAAAUAGUUGAUAUAUUGUCAUAACAGUUUCUAACUGCGUUUUUCAACUUCAAGAAAAGAUGUUAGAAAUUGAGGAGUUUCAUUGUAAAUGUUUUUUUACUUUGAAAGCUCUUCUUAAAAAUAAACUAAUUAUAUCGAUCGACCAAGUUUCAGCAUAUUGAUGAGAACCCAAAAAAUCAUAAAUUUAAAUAAAAAACUGGAGUGUCGCACUAACUGUAGCUUUAUUCGAAGUUCAUCAAGUGAAGUUUAUAAUUGAAAAUAAUGAAGAACGUCAUUAUUCCAACAACAGUACGAACACGGUUCUCAUGUCUGCGUCCUAUGUGUGCUAGUUCCAUCGGUUUUUCUGAGAAGAAUAAUGAAAAACAAAAUCGUUUUUCGGCGUCUUCCCACUCAUUUUUAAUUGAGACCAGCACCAAAAUAGAGCUCAAACUGGUGAAAACAACAAAAGCAGCCGCGGUCCCAAAGGACCAGUUAGUGAAGUUUCCGUAGUCUGGAAAAAAAUACACUUUAGAAAAACUUUUUCCAAAAAAAAUAUUGACGCGGCUUUUUUUUGUUGUUUUUCAAUUUUUUGAAUUAUUAACCGAUUUUUGAGUUUGUUAACAUCACUAACAAAAACUGAGUUGUCAUUAUUUUAAGUUUAGAAAACUGCUCGGAUUUGAGGAUUACUGUAUGAGUUGAAAGUGCAGCAACCACUGUGUUGAAUGUCGUGUCACAAACGGAAAUGCACUUUAUUCUUUGUAUAGGCACACACGUAGACGCACACACUAACAACUCGAGAAUGGCUGAGCAGCUGAAAAAUUGAGAUUUGCAGGACGUUCCGCCGGAUUAUGAAACGAUCGGAACGAUAUUCGGCUAUGCUCUUCAGGCGCUUUCUUGGCUUCUCAUUAUUCUCACUUUCCCCUUCUCUAUGUGUGUUUGUCUUAAGGUGAGUUGCGAUGGAAUAUGAUUAACAGAAUUUUAAAAGAAUAGUAGAAAGAUGGAAAAUCCCUGCAUGAAUAAGUGGAAUUCUUGUACAGCUGGAAAAAAAAACUGCCAGUUUGGAUUCUUAGAAAUUAUUUUAAGUCUGAUUUUUUUUUCCUUUUCCGACGACUGUUUUUCAGGUGCAGAUUUUUUUCCAAAUCGAGUCAUUACUUUUUAUCUUUGCCUUUUUCAAAUUAUAACUAAGGAAAUGGAAACGGCUUUUCAGCUGUUUUUCCGCAAUUUGAAAAAAACCAUCACUGCUCUUAUUAUUUUUUUGAAACAAACAAUUUUUUAAAUCAUGAAAAUUUGUCUGGAAAAUUGUUUCACCUCUUCAAAUGUUGCAAAUGGCAAAAUUGUGACAAAAAAACGAUUCAUUUUCAAAGGUCGUAAAUAUUAAUUACCAUCUUCUCCAAAUCAUUCCACAUGUCGUCUUGAACAAAAUAUCAGAACAACGGAAAAAGAAACUUUCCAUUUACUACGAUUAAUUUGAAGUUCAUUCAAAACAAAAAUUUUUUCAGUUUUUUUGGCGAGAUAUCUUCAAGGCCUUUUUGUUGAUGAAAAAAAAAAACACUUUCCUUCAUGAGACCACCUUUUAUCUGAAGGCUUUCCUGACUUUUUCUAUAGGCUAGUUGGAGAUCAACAACCGUUGACUUCCGAACGGAAAUAGCAAACCUAGACUAUGCGAAAAAUCGCCCAGCCGCCUAUUAUUUGAUCCACAUUCAUUAAUUUCCGGAGACUCAACUCGGCGACCUGAUAAAUUAUUACAGAGCCUUCCCAUCCGGAUCUCAAAGUAAAGUAAAAAAGCAGUUGAGCGGAACGUUUUGAGACGGGAAAGUGUUUGAAUUGAAACAGUCUCUCUAUGUUUUAUGUUUUGAAAGUUUUCGUAUCUGUUGAAAUACAACUAAAUACAGCCGAAGAAAGAAGUCUGAAAAAGGAUUAUUUUGGACAAUCAAAAAACUUCCAGCUCUGUGAAGCACAAAAAAACAGCCCUAAUUGGACGAACAAAUAAAACGUUUUUUAUUUUACUUCAUUUUAACUUUAAGCUCAAGAAGUGUUAAUUAACAGGUUAUCAAAGAAUACGAGCGAGUAGUAAUCUUCCGAAUCGGUCGACUGGUAUUUGGCGGCGCCCGAGGCCCCGGCAUGAUCUUCAUUAUUCCUUGCAUCGAUACUUACCGCAAAAUUGAUCUCCGGUCCGUUCGACAAAUUGAACGAAUCGAAAAGAAUCUUUCAGUGUCGUGUCAUACGCUGUUCCUCCACAAGAAAUCUUGUCAAAAGACUCAGUGACGGUUUCCGUCGACGCCGUCGUUUACUUCCGAACGUCUGAUCCGAUUGCUUCUGUUAACAAUGUUGACGACGCCAUUUACUCAACCAAGUUGCUGGCUCAAACCACUCUCAGGAAUGCUUUAGGUAAGGUUUGGACGUAUGAAAGCCAAAAAAAAAAACAUAUCCCAUUUUUUUUUCACUUGAUAUGACCAUGGGAAGAUCAGUUUUGAAAAAUUUCACAAUAAAAACGUAAGAAAGUUCAAAUUUUUAGUCAGUAGCAGAAAAACAAAAUUUCGGGUAAAAUGAAAAAAAUUUUUCAAUUUCUAUUAGAAAUAAAAAAAGUUGUGAUGAAGCAGUGAUAAAAAGUUUUGUUGAUCAAAAAGGAAAAAAAAUUAAAAAAAUUUGCUGAGAUGUACGAUCUCAAAUUUUUUUAUUUUUAUUUUUUUCUACUUAAGUUAAAUUUUUUGACAAAUUUUUUUGAACUCACUGGAUUUACGAACUUUCCAGGUAUGAAAACUUUGACUGAAAUGUUAACGGAACGUGAAGCGAUCGCUCAGCUCUGCGAGACGAUUCUUGACGAAGGAACGGAGCAUUGGGGCGUCAAGGUGAGGAUUCCAUUUGGUAGAGCUCAAAAUUUCCAUUUCAUAUUCCGUUCUCUAUUCCGUAAGUUUUUCCAGUGUAAUUGCAAAAUUUUUAGCUAUAACAUUUAAUAUAAGACCGUUAAGAGGCUUCUCGGAACAAAUUUAAUUUUGCAAGCUCAUUGGUCUACUGCAACAUCUGCUCUUUCUUGAUUGAAAUUCCUGUACUUUUUUCAGGUGGAACGAGUGGAAGUGAAGGACAUCCGCUUGCCGCAGCAGUUGACGAGGGCCAUGGCUGCCGAGGCCGAGGCAGCUCGUGAGGCUCGCGCCAAAGUCGUCGCCGCCGAGGGAGAACAGAAGGUACGAAGGUCCCAUUCGUCGAGGCAAUUAGGCUUGCCGAAGCCAUUGUGUUUCCUCAAAAACGCGACCUUUUUCUCGUGCAGCUUCAAAAGAAGGGAAAAGUUUUCUCCGUUUGUGACAAGUACUUUUUGAAUGGCCCUCAGUGGGUCAGAACAUCACUACGCUACGUUGGAGCACAAAAAUAGCAACUACGCUAGAAUGAACCAGUCUUGGGAACGAGAAAAAUGGGAAUGAAAAUCUCUGUAGCUGCGAAAAUUACACGAAAAAACUUCUUUUGCUUUUUGAGCUCCAGUUUGACUCAUUGGAAAACUUUUUGAGCCUUGAAAUUCCAGAAAAAUAAUUUAAGUUCCCCGAUUCCAAAGCAGAUCAGUUUGCUUGAAGGUCUUAGCAGAAUGAAAAUCAAUCAUUCAAAAAUAAUCGUAGAUCUUUUGGCUGUGCUUUUCCGAUCGAUUCUAUAGCUUUUAUUUUUCAUGCACGCCAAUAAAAGGACUUUUGAUAAUUGGUCUAGGUGAUGGAAAAUGUUGAAAACUAUUACGGGAGAAAAUAUCUUUAAAAUGCCUAUAGUUUUGUGAGAAAUUUAGUAAACCAUGAAACUUAUAGGCCUCAAGAGCUCUGAAAGAAGCCGCCGACGUGAUCCAAGCGAACCCAGUGGCGCUUCAGCUGCGGCAUCUCCAGGCACUCAACAGCAUUGCGUAAGUAUUCUCGGCGAUUACCAUCUGCUCCCUCAGGAGCCACUAUUUCUUCCUCUUCCAAACCCAUCCUCUCCACUUUUGAUCUCAUCUUGGAACGAGCCAACCAAAAGGAAAAUAUUUGCUCAUAAAACGAACCACAGCUUUUACACUUUCCUGAGAAUUAAUGGGACUUGCAAAAGCAGUAAUGCAUUGAAAGUGCAGUCGAAGAAAGGAAAAUAAUGGGUUCUGACAGAAGAUAAAUGAUACUUAAAACGAGGAUCAGUCUCUUUCAACCGAAAUAACCGAUUUUUUUUCGCAUUCAUGAAUCUUUGGAUUCUCGGCUCAAUUCAAGUUUUAUGAUGUAAGACAGUUUUCAGUUCUGAGAAAAUCUUUACAAACUUUCUCUACCAAAAAAUGUUUUCAUGAUUUCACUGUCAUCCCGACGCAGCAAAAAUGUUGAUUUUUUGCCGUUUUGGAUGGCUCAAAAGUUUAUUAGAAGUGAUCGCAGAUUUGAUUGAUUCUUCAUCAAACUAGGGGCUCAACAGCUGCUAGGAAAUUGCUUUCAAAGAAUGUAAAAAUUAAAAAAUUAAUUGAAGGGACAAAAAAGUUUUUGGUUUCUUUGAAAAGAUCUUAAAAGAGAACCAAAAACUCUAUUUCCUCAAUUUUCUGCCCUUCUCUUUGCCGAAACUUCUUCAUUUCUCCGUUUCAGCGCAGAGCACAACUCGACGAUCGUAUUUCCGGUACCGGUGGAGAUGUUUGGCGCGUUCAUGAAGAAAGACCAGUGA